ACCGUAUCGUAAUAGCGAUCACCUGACACCAAGGCAAGAUGGGCGACUCAAUUCUGACACGGAAGCGAGACUUGAUCUACUUGAUCUUCUUCCUAACGCAUCUACCAGUGAUGCUAGCAUUCGACCUAACAGCCUACUACCCCAUCAACAUCAAACCCCUCUGGAUGAACGAUCUCCGCACCUUUUAUGUCUCCACCUACGGCGAUCGCUUCUUCUACAACCCAGCCCCCUGGUUCGGCGUCCUCACUUUCCUCGAGCUUGUGUAUCACCUGCCCCUCACGCUCUGGGCCAUCCCCGCCUUGUUGCGCAACGAUCCUCGCAUUCCCCUUGCGCUCCUAGUGUUUGGUAUGGAGACGAGCAUCACGACGCUGGUCUGCCUGGCGGAGAUGUGGAGCUGGGAGGAGUUGAGGCCGGAGCAGAGAGGGGUGGCGGGGUUGGGAGGUAUGUAUGGGGGGUAUUUGGCGCUGAGUGUGUUUAUGACGCUGGACUGUUAUGCCAGAUUGGAUCAGUGGAUCGCGAAGCAGAAGGGACUGGUGCCUGAUACGAAGAAGAAGCUUUGAGGGCGCCAAGCGGGGUAUGCGGC
This is a messenger RNA of Didymella exigua CBS 183.55, 583 nucleotides long. RefSeq lists its product as uncharacterized. Gene Ontology annotation, cellular component: endoplasmic reticulum. The coding region runs from base 39 to 560 and encodes 173 amino acids. The transcript is spliced from 2 exons. Lineage: Eukaryota; Fungi; Ascomycota; Dothideomycetes; Pleosporales; Didymellaceae. The record is from RefSeq and is a predicted model, not a curated record.